Messenger RNA from Rhizopus microsporus ATCC 52813, 532 nucleotides. RefSeq lists its product as uncharacterized. The record is from RefSeq and is a predicted model, not a curated record. NCBI's taxonomy places the organism in Eukaryota, Fungi, Mucoromycota, Mucoromycetes, Mucorales, Rhizopodaceae. The annotation marks the transcript as partial. Gene Ontology annotation, molecular function: zinc ion binding. The transcript has a single exon.
UGAAGAGGAUUAUCUCCAAAAUAUGUAAAGGCUGAUGCUAAACGUCAGUAGAAUGGGCCCUGAAGAAAGAAGAAGGGCAAGGCAGAUAAAAGCCGAUCAAACCAGCCUGGAGUGUAUUCCUGAUAUGAUUACAGAAAAUGGCACAUCUGGAGUUUACCUAGUCCAGUCGUUCAGCAAUAUAGAACUUCAGCACGAAAUCACUGUAAUGGGAAAAGAAAUGAAGAGUUGUACCUGUAAUGAUUUUAGGUACAAUAGCAUUACUUGUAAGCAUAUGUAUCUGCUCAAUCGUUUACAUGCUGGAAUAACUCCUUUUAAAGAUAAAUUGCAAGGUGUACGUAUUUGUAGAUAACUUGUACAAAAACCUACUUUCAUUUAUAAGAGAAUAUCGUAUCAUUUAAGCAAGUAGACUCGGUUGUUCAAGUUAAUGCUAUUAACAAUGCUGCUGAAAACAGAGUUGUUGUUACAGAAAAUUCUUCUACAUCUCAAGAUAAUCUAACAGCUGAGAUGGCUAAUCUUCUUGCUGCUUAUCGCU